AUGUCUUUAGAAGACAAUAAAAACUAUGAGUUGUGGGCGUCGGCUGGCGUUCCCAUGACGACUGCACAGUUCACAGUUAACCCAACUGAACCACGGACGGAGCUCCAGAAGAAUGCCAUUGCAGAGGCUCGUCGCAAGGAGCUCAGUGUAUACCAGCGUGCUCUGGACAUGCAAUGGUUGGACAGCCGCAUGGCGGACGGUCGAAUGGGCCGCUGUCUGGCGCUCAUUCAACGGGAAGCUGAGAUGGAAAGACAGUUUCAAGAAAGAACAGACCAUGCAGCCAUUGUAAAUGCCAGAGCUGAAAGAGAAACAAAAUUGGGCACUGAAGUAGCCAAUGUUCGUCGCGAAGAAGUCUGCCAAUUGCUACGGCGACACUACUUGCGAGAAAGAGACCCGAGCCUCAGGGACCUUGCUCGAAAACUCCAAGCCGGAUAUGUCUGCAGAGAUAUACAGCAGCAAAUUAUACAUAAUGAGUACAGAAGGUUACAGGAAAAGGCAGAAGAAAUGCGUGCAAACAAUAUUCUGCUGAAUGCUCUGGCUGAUGACAAAGAAGCAAUGGGUAAGGAGGAGAAAGAGAAGAUGGACCGGACUUCACAAUAUUGUAAGGAGUUACAACAGCAGUUGGUGAACAGACAUCUGCAGAAACAAUGUCAGUAUGAAGACUCCUUGAUUGAGAAGAAGAUGCUUGAGGAUAUUAUACGCACUAUUUCUGAUGAGGAUAAGAAGGAACUGCAACAGAAACGUGCCAUUACUGAGAAGAUGCGACAUGAGAUGAAGACAUUCCUCCAAGCUCGUGAUGCUUGGAAGCAGAAACAGAAGUUGAUGGUCAUCCAGGAGGAAAAGAAUAUUGAGGAGCAAAACAAGAUGGUCACUGAUAGGAGUUCUGCAAUAUUAGCAGCACGGGACGAACGGAUGCGUAAGAAAGAGGAAUUCACUGAAAAAAUGUCUGCAAAAAUAUUGGCCGACGAUGCUAAACGUCAGGACCGUAUGAACACAAUAAAGUUGCUACAAGAACAAGAGUAUUUAGAGAAGAACUUCCAAGACGAUAUAGCGGAGCGGAACAAAGCGGAGAGAGUCCGCCAUGACACGUACACCGCGCUGACCAAGCAGAUCGAGGACCGACGGCGACAGACUAGUGACGGGAAGCAACGGGAGGCUGAGUAUAGGAAGCAGGUUGAAGCGAAGAUCGCGGCAGACUUGGCGAAGGAACGUGAGAAUCUGCAGAAGAAGAAAGAGAAAGGCAAGCUCUACUCGCAGGAGCUGUUAAAGCAGAUUGAAGCUAACGCUAUAAAGAAGAAACGAGAUACUGAGAUGGAGGAACAACGAGCUGUUUAUGUCAAGGAGUAUGAUAAAAAGUGGCAUGAGGAAGUAGCAAAGGAACGAGAGAAGAUGAUAGCGGAGCACGUCCCCGGCCUCCUCGGGUACGUGACGGCGGGCGCGCUGCGACACUCGGAUCUACCCGCGCUGCGGGCCGGCGCGCGGGGACAGCCGCACCUCGCGCAUCUAGACAUCGACCACAUGGCCACCGCCAAGCGGCCACACCGCUUCGAUUAUGUCACUAUCAUCAGGCAGAAGACAUCCCAUCUAUUGCUGGACAAUAGCAUCCCUCGUUGCUAUUGGUCGCUUGACGCCCCUCCUCCCAUGGUGUUUAACAUCUAG
Messenger RNA from Spodoptera littoralis (African cotton leafworm), 1659 nucleotides. The record is from the annotation of a GenBank genome assembly. NCBI's taxonomy places the organism in Eukaryota, Metazoa, Arthropoda, Insecta, Lepidoptera, Noctuidae.